ACCACAGACUCGUAACAACGACGUGUGACUCCAACGUCGCACAGACUUAGAGCAUUGACUAUGGUCGCGAUUAGCUCCGGCAUCCGCGACGCUGACUUUCCGCGCCGUAGACGGAUCCAGUGGACACGCAACGACAGUAAUCAAUCUUAUGAAGGAGAGGAGAGAAGGGUAAAGGUUGCAUGCAUAGGAGUGUUUGGUGCUGAUGCAGAUGAAGUGAAGACUGUGCUAGCGAAGGAGGGAGAUUCGGUCACUCUAAACUCUAAUCUAAACCCUGAUUUUACUGAAGGACAGAGAUAUAACUUAGAGUGGUUAUUUACAGGUGUAGUAAUAGCUACAAUCGAUACAAGCCAGCAGAUCUCGUAUGAUAGUGCUGAGAGAUUCAGAGACCGACUGCAGCUGGAUCAUCAGACUGGAUCUCUGACCAUCAAGAACAUGAAAACCACAGACUCUGGGCUUUAUCGACUAGAGAUGACUGAAAAACAACUUUUGAGGAAGUCCUUUAGUGUUACUGUCUAUGCUCCUCUGCCCAUUCCUGUCAUUACCAGAUACUGUCCUUCAUCAUCAUCAGGAUCAGGAUCAUUGCUGUGUACAGUGAUGAAUGUGUCAAGGGCGACUCUGUCCUGGUAUAAAGGAAUGAGUGUAUUGACCAACAUCAGUGUGUCUGAUCUCAGCAUCAGUCUCUCUCUACAUCUGGAUGUGGAAUAUCAGGAUAAAAACACCUACAGCUGUGUGAUCAACAAUCCCAUCAGCAACCAGACCACACAUCUGGACAUCAUCACUCAACUCUGCAGUCACACACAUGCAAGUACAACAGGUUCAGACAACAUCGUCUCUUGUGGCUCUGCAGAAGCUGUGAUCCGAUUGGUCGUCUCUGCUCUGAUGGGCGUGGCUGCAGUGGCUGCUGUGGUUGUUCUCAUCUUUGACAUCAGAUCCAGAAAAGUUGAACACGAGAGGAGAAACUAGACAAAAUCAUCAGACUUUGAUGAAUCUGAUAUUUCAAAACAAGAAUAGACUGUCUCUCUAGUUUCUCUUCUUUUCUGAAUAUUUCUUUUAAUGUCUGAAAGUUUCCUUGCAAACAUUGAACAUAAUUUCAGUACACAAUGGCAUUUUAGAGAUACUGCUUUACAUGUUUUUUAAAGUUGUAAAUAAAACAGAUUAUU
Messenger RNA from Pimephales promelas (fathead minnow), 1160 nucleotides. The record is from RefSeq and is a predicted model, not a curated record. Lineage: Eukaryota; Metazoa; Chordata; Actinopteri; Cypriniformes; Leuciscidae.